CAGAUCACGUUAUGAUGCCACUCUAACAGAAGCAGGUCCUCCAGCACGUUACCAACUGAACACAGAAAGAAAAUAUAUUGAUGGGAUGAAUAAAAAGGUCAGACGAUGGACAUAUGGAAGAAGAGACAAAAACAAGCAGAACAAAGUCAUACUGAUGGUGGGAGAAACUGGUACUGGGAAAACCACCAUGAUCAACACCAUGAUCAACUACUUACUGGGAGUGAAGUUUGAGGAUGAAGAGUUUUAUCAAAUCACAGAAGAAGAAAAACAUGAAGAUCAAACAAAAUCCCAGACAUCUGAGAUCACUGUUUAUGAGGUGUUUGUUGAAGAAAACCCAACAUCUCUGACCAUCAUUGACACCCCAGGAUACGCAGACACUGAAGGAUACGAGAAAGAUAGAGAGAUUUCUGAGUAUCUGAUCAGAUUAUUCUCAGAUGAGGAUGGGAUUUAUUAUAUUGAUGCAGUGUGUUUUGUGAUGAAGGCGACUCAGAAUCGAAUCUCUGGAAAAGAGCUUUACAUAUUUCACUCAGUUCUGUCUCUGUUUGGUAAAGAUAUAGAGACUGGAAAAGAGCUUUACAUAUUUCACUCAGUUCUUUCUCUGUUUGCUACAGAUAUAGAGAACAACAUAGUGUUUGUACUCACACAGUCAGAUGGAGGACCUCCAAGAGAUGCUCUCAGUGCCAUUAAGAAAGCAGAAAUACCCUGCAGAAAAGAUGAAGACAAUGAACCUGUUUACUUCUUAUUCAACAACCGACAGAAAGAGAAGAGAACCAAACGGUAUAAGCGAGUUUUGAAAUCAGCCUGGGAAAUGGGAGACGAAAGCAUGAAUGAGUUAUUCACACCCCUGGACGAAAAGAACAGAAAAAGUCUUAAGUUGACAUUAAAUGUUCUGAAAGAGCGAAGACGACUUGAGGCCUGUGUCUCUAAUCUGAUGGAGCAAAUCACUGAGAAGGAGUUAAAAACUGAAGAACUGAAUCAGAUUCAGGAAGUCGUCAGAAAGAACAGAGACAAGAUUCAGAAAGAUGAAAACUUUGAGUUUAUAAUCAAGAGAGUUUUCAAAGAAAAAGUCCUCAUUGAAAAUGAAUGGUGGUGGAACAGCAACGCGACCUGCUGCUCCACUUGUGAGGAAAACUGUCAUUUGGAGGGCUGCUGGUGGGCAACAGAUCCUUCAAAGUGUGGAGUCAUGGAAAACAACAAGUGCACUGUGUGUUCAGGGAAGUGUCCUCCAAGCGAACAUGUCAAAGAGAACAAAAAAUAUGUGAAAAAAACAAAAGAUGUCACUAUGACAUUUUAUGCGCUGAAAGCCAUGCUUCACAUUUUUGAAAGGCCUCAAAACAGUUUUGACAAAAACUGUUACAUGAAAGAGUCUGAGAAUGAAACAGAAAUAGAAGAAAAACUGAUCAGUGAUCUGGAGAAGAUUGCAAAUGAAAAGUUCAACCUGCUGCAUGAAGCUUACAUGACCAUCAUUAAUCUGUGUGAGAUUGCAUUAAAAGCAGACAGCGCUUUCACUCUUCGGCAUCUGGAUUUCUUGAUUCCCAGACUGAAGAAGGAGGGAAAAGAUGAAUGGAUGAAGAACCUGGAGGAUCUGAGGAAAGCUGGAGAAGAACAGAACAAUAAGGGGGCUUUAGAUCAUUUGAUGCGUUUCACUGGGCUGAAAAACUGA
Messenger RNA from Sinocyclocheilus anshuiensis, 1663 nucleotides. Its product is annotated as septin homolog spn1-like. The record is from RefSeq and is a predicted model, not a curated record. Gene Ontology annotation, molecular function: GTP binding; ATP hydrolysis activity. The transcript has a single exon. Lineage: Eukaryota; Metazoa; Chordata; Actinopteri; Cypriniformes; Cyprinidae. The annotation marks the transcript as partial.